Lizanozyma spartinae is the source of this 567-nucleotide messenger RNA. It is a transcript of the gene UBC12, whose product is annotated as NEDD8-conjugating protein. NCBI's taxonomy places the organism in Eukaryota, Fungi, Ascomycota, Pichiomycetes, Serinales, Debaryomycetaceae. The coding region runs from base 1 to 567 and encodes 188 amino acids. The transcript has 2 exons. The record is from RefSeq and is a predicted model, not a curated record.
AUGUUACGUUUGAAACAACUUCAGAAACAGAAAGAGCAACAACAGCAGCAACAAAAACAGAAUCUGCUGCUGCCUCAACUUGUUAUGAGAACGGGGGAAGGUACUCAUAACAGUGCUGCUCAAUUGAGACUUCAAAAAGAUAUAACUGAGCUUGAACUUCCUAAAGGUAUCCAAGUUACCUUCCCCAACCCCAAGGAUCUCUUCCAUUUCACACUUACAAUAGUUCCACAGCAAGGAUUCUAUUCCCAUGGAACAUUUGCAUUUUCUGUUGAAAUCAAUGAUAGUUUCCCUAUGGAGCCUCCAAAGAUCAAAUGCCAGCAACGAAUAUUUCAUCCCAAUAUCGAUUUAGACGGUAAUGUUUGUUUGAACAUCUUAAGAGAAGACUGGUCACCUGUAUUGAACUUGAACAGUGUGUUCAUUGGGUUAAACUUUUUAUUCUUGGAGCCUAAUCCUAUGGACCCAUUGAACAAAGACGCAGCAAACAUGCUAGUGAAGGAGCCACGGAGAUUUGAAAGGGAAGUAUAUCAAAGCAUGAGAGGGUACAAUGGGUAUGAGCGCGUUGUUUAA